CGGUAGUGCGUGCGUAUCUCGCUCGUGGCGUACAGUGAUUUUUGUAAUAAUACAUCGCGUUAUGUAAUAUUAUUUUCAUUAUACUAUAACUGUACUAUAACUAUAUUGUUAUUUAUUCAUAACGUGAAUAAAACAGUUUUACACGCAUGAGUUAAUUGAUUUUGCGUAAGUCCGAUUUUAAUUUAAAAAAAUUCUUAUCGAACAUCUUAGUUUCGGCCGGCUGAAAGCGCCGGAAAGAAAAACUUGUAAUUAUUUCUUUGCGGUCUGCGUCUCUCGAUACCUUUAAUAUAUUGAAUACGAAUAAAAGUAUCAAAAACAGUUUUUGUAUACAAUCGCGUGCGUUAUUUGUGUCGGCGUCGUGCCCGCCAUAAAUGUCAUCGGCACCGUCCGUGUCUACACCAUCAGCACCGUCAACGCGAUGAUUGCUUCGGAGACCCGUAACCACUGCGCCGCCGUAGUCAUGGAUUUGAGCACGCGGGCCAGUUCCGGCGGUGGAGGCGAUUCCAACGACGGCGGCAAUCACGGUCGCCGGCGCAGCGGCAGCGGUAGACCGGCCAAGUCGGUGUUUUCCAUCAGAAGUUUGGUAGGCGAGGACACCGUUCGCGGCCGUUGCGACCGGGACGUCGACGGCAGCGGCGAUGAAGAUGACAGAGACGAUCACGCAGCGGCGGCGGCGGCAGUAUCGGCGGUAGCCAUAUCGGCGUCGGGAGUGGCCGCAGUAGCGUCGGCCGACGAAAGCCAUGGACUUCAGAAAGACCAUCAGUCGCAGUCGGGAGAGUGUGCGCUGACGCACGCGACGGUGCCGUUCGACGAUCAGCGACGCACGGCCGCGGCCACCGCGGUGGCCAUGGCUGCAGCCGCGACCAUGAUGCGAGAGAGGUCAGCCGUCGUAGCGGCGGCUAUGGCGGUCCAACAACAACAACACAAACAGCAACAACAACAACAACAACAGCAGCAGCAGCAGCAACACCACCAAAUGCAACAGCAGCAGCAGCAGCAGCAACAACAACAGCAACACUGUAGGUCUUUAAUGGCCGGCAGUGGUGGCCGUGGUCCCGGUUACGAUUACUAUUCGUCCCCGCCGCCCGGUUACUACGGCAGCGGCGGCGGCGCCGUGGACGACGAUAACGGCGCGGACGACGACGUGGAAAACGGCGGAUGCGACGACCACGACGGCGACGGCAGAGACGGGAUCGUGGACAUGAGCGGUGCCGGUGCCGGCCACGACGCUUCGGCGGACAACGAUGACGAUUGCUACGGCGGUCCGCCGUCGGCGGGCGGCACAAACAAGAGGAAACAGCGCCGGUACCGGACCACGUUCACCAGCUACCAGCUGGACGAGCUGGAGAAGGCGUUCGGCCGGACUCACUACCCGGACGUGUUCACCAGAGAGGAACUGGCGUCGAAAAUAGGACUGACCGAAGCCAGAAUACAGGUAUGGUUCCAAAACCGACGGGCGAAAUGGCGCAAACAGGAGAAAGUCGGUCCACAGGCUCACCCGUACAGCGGCGGCGGCGGCGGCAACCCGUACUUGGGCGUGCCCAAUUCCAUGUCGGCCGGCCGCCACAGCCCGUCCGGGGCCGCGCUCAGUCCGCUGCCGGCCAACCCGCCGUUCAUGAUGACAGGCGGCAUGGGCUUGGGCGGCGGUGGCCCGUUGGGAAUGGGCAACAUCGGUCUGGGCAGUCACCAUUUACUGCACGCCGGCCACCAUCAUCAUCACCAUCACCAGCAGCAGUUGCAGGCCGCGGCUGCCAUGGCCGCCGCGUUGCGCGGCCACCACCACCAGCACCAUCACUCGGGCAACGGUGCGGCGGGCAGAUCGUCGCCACUGCCGCCGACCUCGCAAGCCCUGUCGACCGUCGCCGCGGCCGCCAUGGAACUGCAACUCCAGCAACAGCAACAGCACCAACGUAGCAACGGGGCCGCCGCGGCCGCGGCCGCCGUCGCAGCGGCUGCAGCCACCUUCCGCGGUUAUCCGUCUCAGCUACAGCAGAGAUCGCCGCCCGGAAACGACAGCGCCCCGACCACUCCGCCCGCACCGAACAGCAACUCAUCGCCGCCGCCGCCCACAAUUCCGCUGCAGCCGACGCUCUACCAUCCGGCGCCGGUGCAGGCCGCGCCGCCGGCCGUGCCGUCUCCGCACCAUCUCCACCACCACCACCACCACCAUCCCUACGCCGCCGCUUAUCAUCAACACCUCCGCGGUGGCGUCGGCGGCCAGGGAUACCAACAUCACCACCAACAGCAACAGCAGCAACAACACUUCAACAGUCUGCUGGCCAACAUGGCCAUGGCCGCGGCCGCGAUGCGACCGUCCGCCGGUGUCGGCGGUGGCGGCGCUCGGUCGCCACCGCUUUCGCUGGCGCAGCCGACGCCGUCGGCCAUACUGCACCCGCCACCCCCGCCACCGCCACCGGGUCUGCUCGCCGUACCGCCGCCGCCCGCGCGGUCCGACACGUCGACCACUUCACCGCCGGCCGCCGUGGUCCGCGGAGGCGGCAGUCGGAGCUGCAGCGACAGGAGCAGCCCGGCCGGGUCGGACGGCGGCGACGCGUCCCCGGCGGACCCGCUGGCCGCAGCCGCGGCCGCCGAACUGAACCGCCGGUCGUCCAGCAUCGCGGCGCUCCGCAUGAAGGCCAGACGUCACCGGGACGAGAUCCGCUUGCGCGGCGGUAGCAACGCCGGCGACGACGCGGCGACCACCAACGGCGGCCGCUGUUCUUCGUCGUCGUCGCUCUCGUCGUCCACCUCGUCUUAAUCGCUCUCCCCCACCCCCACCAAACACCUCCCCGUCAGCUGUCGCCCGUCUCCGAUGGCCGCGUGUACUUUCCGCGGUACACAUGUGACGUCGGUGCCGCGUCGUUUCGCGUUUUCGAAUUUAACUUUACAAUAUGCACGUCAUUUAUACGUAAUAGAAAUAAAAAAAAUGUUUAAUAUAUUAUAUUCAAUCCUACAAGUGUCUGCCGGCGUACGGCUGAAUGCUUAUAACAGUGGAAAACAGUCUUUGCCGACGGUGUUCACCCGCAGUUGUCAGUUACAUCGCAUACAUAUUUUUAAGGUUUAAUUCCGCGGACAUGGCGUACCGCGUAUAUAUUUCCGUUUCGAAGUGUGUGUGCGUGUGCGCAAGUACGCGGCUAUAUAAUUUACAGCGACUGUGUAUAAGUAGGUAUGUGCUACUGCGGGCCGUCGACGUAUUUUCAUCAUAUUUUUAUUACAAUAUAAUUUUUAUACCGUUCUGGUACGGGCCGCCGGCGGUGGCCAUCAUCAGCCAAUAACACAUGUAAUAAUAGGUAUACGCGGUCGUAUGAUGCGACGAUAAUAUUAUUAUUACCCGCGUCCGGAGAGUAUUAUACACGAAUCGCUCCCGUAUAAAAUAAUUAAAUCUAAUAACGAUUAGGUCGGUUUUUCAUUUCUUUCGUUCCGUGUUACGACGAUGAAUCGGGAGGCGGAGAAAUCGGCCCCGUCCGCUGCGCAUCCCGUCUCCCCUCCCCGGCGGCGCGGUCAUAACGGUGGCACAACCCGUACGACGGGCCGCCGACGGACGGUUUCUGCCGCCCGCAGCAGUCGUCGCCGUCGUCUUCGUCGUCGACAGAUCGAUAAUAAAGCCACUCGACGAGGACCGCGACGACGACGGCGUUCUACGCGAUAUAAUAAUAUAUAAUAUACCCGGCCGUACACGCACGGGGUAUACAAUGAUAACGAUAUAUAUAUAUAUAUAUACUAAUAACAACGCGCGUUUUCCCGAAACAUAAUAAUAUAAUGUAAUGACGACGAGACAGGUAAUUGGUAUUUUAACGAACCGAACGUGACGUUGCUCAAAAGCGAGCGCGGCGGCGCAAAACGAAUCGAAAACGAAAUCGAAUUAAAAACCAUAAACGAAUCCCAUCUGCUUUUAAAAAACCCUCACCGCCCACACGAAUCCACUAUGUGCACAAGCUGCCGUGUGACGUCGGCGGUCGAGUAAAUCGUAUUAUAUAUUGUGGGGCACGCUCUUCGUAGAAAAUCUGUAUUGCUGUACCGCGAUCGUCGUUUCGCCAUCAAUCAUUUCCCGAUGGAAUUUCGGAAAACAGAGAAAUACAUUUCGAGCGGGUGCACUGUGUUAAUCGUUAUCGCCGCGUGCACAUAGGCCGUGCGUACCGGACAUUUAAUAUUAUAUUAUAAUUUCUUAUUUAUAUGGGCACAGUGCGUAUAUAUUAUAUAAUACAUGCGCGUGUGUGCGCGCGCGUGACUAAUUAAAAGAAACAUUUUUGUUAUCAAUCAAUUUACACACGGACAACGAUAACGCGUGAAAACAGAACGACGUUAAUAUGUGGGUCGACUUAUCGUGACCUAACGUAUACUAUCGUACACACGUACCACGCAACCCGUUAUCACAUAGGCCUGUUUUUCCGACGUUACGCGUCGCGAGCCCAGACACGGGGCGGUCGUCUAGUGACCUAACGCAAUUAUUAUCACCGACACCCUCGGAUAUCUCGAAUCAUAUCUCUAUAAAUUCACGGGACCGGUCUAUUAUGAUGGGCAACGUGGUGCGACGUGAGCGCUACAGUAGCCUGACCGGGGAAAAGUCGGUAAAAUUCGACCGUUGUGCGUACAAAUCGUAUAUCAUAUACGUUUUCAUUUUUUUUUUUUUUUCGAAAAUUAUUAUACCUAGUAGGCAGUGGUAUCUCUGCUAUUAGGUUAGCUCGCGCUAAUCGAAACUUCUUGUAAUUACACGGUAAACCGACGGCGGCGGCGGCGGCGACGACGACGACGACGACCAUAUUAUCGUGUUUAUACGUAGGGUCUGUAACUAGCAGGUAGUAGUCGUAUAUAUAUAUAUAUAUAUAUAUAGUGUAUAGUAUAGUAGUAAUAAUCGUAAUGUAAUUAUCUUACUAUCGUAUUUUCGCGAUUAAUAUGUAUAUAUACCUAUAAUAUAAUUAUACAUUUUACUGUAGUCCGUAUGUACGGUAUGUUUGUGCAACGCGAAAUUAAAUAAAAAAUUGUAAAAACCAAGUAGUUGCUGCAGCCGUAUACUAUGUUUUCGCGGAUACGUGCCGCGGCCGUGGUAAUAAUAGUAUAUGAGACUGUAUAUGUAGGUAAUAUACUAUUAUAAUAUUAUACACCACUAUUACAGCUAUUAUACGCGGGACCGAUGUAUCUGCUGUAAACGUGUAAUGUAUGAUAAUAUGGUAUGGGUUAAGGGGAAAAUAUGUAUAUUAUAUAGGCGAGCCCAGUGAUCCAAUUAUCGUCGGCUCGAGCACAAAAUAUGACACGUGUAAUCAAUCGCGUGUUCUCGCAUAAUACUAUUCGUUUUAUUUCUCAAACUGUUAGUUGUACAUACUAUUAGGCACAUAACACGAACGCGCGGUACGUUUCAAAUACGACUUGCCAAAGCUCUGCAGUAGUCGUCGUCGCGAAUAUUGUACGUGCAUUAUUGUAAACGACGUACCUGCGUACAAUAUUACGACCACGAUGAAUGUACGUCUCUUAUCGUACGAGCGUAAGUUCGUUGUAAGUUAGGUAUAUUGUUAAUUCGUAUUAUUUUAUUUUAUUUAUCUUACAAUAAUGUAUGUAUACUUAAUCCUAUUUAUUGUUACGCGUGAAUAUAGUAUAAUACACGUUUUAUGUAUAAGUGAACAAAAGUGUACGAUAAAAACAUUUUGUAAUAAUUACAUUGUAAAUCUUGUUACGAUUACGAUUAUUGUGUUAAUCGAAUUCAUAUAUUAUUUACAUUUUAUACUUUAUUUUAUUUUUUUAUAUCAUAAAUUGUACAUUUCAAACAUACCUAUAUACAUGAAUGUACAUACAAAUAUUAUUAGCAGAGCCGCGUGAACAAUUUUGCGUAAAUGUGUUAAUUAUUAACAUUCAAUAAACACGUAUAUUAUGUAUAUUUACUUUAUAAUGCUAUACUAUAUAGUAUAAUCUGCCUUGCAACGAGCUGGCGACUUUAACGACGUGUAUGAUUGUUUACGGCAGGUGC
This is a messenger RNA of Rhopalosiphum maidis (corn leaf aphid), 5959 nucleotides long. RefSeq names its product AF4/FMR2 family member 4-like. NCBI's taxonomy places the organism in Eukaryota, Metazoa, Arthropoda, Insecta, Hemiptera, Aphididae. The record is from RefSeq and is a predicted model, not a curated record. The coding region runs from base 419 to 2758 and encodes 779 amino acids. The transcript has 4 exons. Gene Ontology annotation, biological process: regulation of transcription by RNA polymerase II. Gene Ontology annotation, molecular function: RNA polymerase II transcription regulatory region sequence-specific DNA binding; DNA-binding transcription factor activity, RNA polymerase II-specific.